This is a messenger RNA of Zerene cesonia (dogface butterfly), 1990 nucleotides long. It is a transcript of the gene CAH3, whose product is annotated as carbonic anhydrase 13. Bases 805 to 1947 code for a protein of 380 amino acids. Gene Ontology annotation, molecular function: zinc ion binding; carbonate dehydratase activity. The record is from RefSeq and is a predicted model, not a curated record. Gene Ontology annotation, cellular component: cytoplasm. The transcript has 6 exons. NCBI's taxonomy places the organism in Eukaryota, Metazoa, Arthropoda, Insecta, Lepidoptera, Pieridae.
UCGGCGCUGUGACGAACACCAUCUGUCAAUUUAUCGAGGAAUUCUAUUUUAUCGUUCCACUAAUCCCAGUUCUUAGAGUGCCACUUUGUUUUCGUUAACGUGCGCACUCAGAAAAUUUGAUUGAGAGAUCAGGAAGUGUUCUGCGUUUCAAUAUUAUUCUAUAGAAAUUUGAUAAUAAUCAACGGUACAGGUGUAUGUCUUUUUGUUCGUUAAAUAUUGGAACCCAGUUGAUCCGAUAGACGUCCUGUUUGUUACGCUAAAUAUAAUUAAUAGCCAUGAAGUUUUCAACUUUCUUAAGUUUUGGAGAAGAAGAUUAAAUAGCUUUUACCUUUUAGAGAAGCCAAAUUUUGUUUAUUAAGAUAAGAUUGCUGAAUACUCUGAUAGUGCAUUUUUGUAUAAUAUGCAUAGUGUAAUAGAUAAGAUAUUAAACCUUUAUAUUGUUUAAAAAAACAGUUCAUUUAUAGACAUUUAUACAGGAUAGGAAUACGUCAAAUAUGACUUAGUAGCUUGUAGUACUUUUUAAGCUUUUGUUAUUUUUAUUAGGUCAUGACUUAGUCUACAUCCUUCCGCAUGAUAUCUACGUCUUUUAUAUCAAAAUUUUUCAUUUUCUACUAGUACAUGUUACAUUAUGAGAAAUACCGCAGUGUCUUCAGUACCGUGAACUAUUUCUACCUGAUUCGGGAGAUAUCAAAAUGCAAAAUGUGCUAACAAUAGUUCUAUAGAAAAGCCUUUCUAUGGGUGCAAAAGAGGAAAAAAGAAAAGACUGGUUCCACUAAUUUAUUCAGGUAUUCCAACAAGAUAAUCAUGGCGUAUCCAGAAAUAAUAAAACAACAGGAUAAUAUAAACCAAAUACAAAAGGAACUCAAGGAUAUCAAAUCAGAAAUUCAAAUAAUCAAAAAUAUAACUAGAAAACUAAAUCAAGAAUGCAGUAAUAUUAAUAUCGUAUCGUCCUCUACUAAGCUUGAUAAAUCAGCGCAAGAACGUAAACUUUUGACACUAGAUAAUGCAAAUAAUACAUUAGAAAACGUAUUGACGUACCAUGAUAUUCAUAGUGCUAUAUUUAUGGAACAAAGUGCGUUAAAUGAUAGUGAUAUUAAGGCUAAAACUGUAAUUCGAGAUUUAAGUAGCGAAAGUGAACAUAAGACGAAUCCUGAAACAAUAUAUCGAGAACAGAGCAUGAAUGUUAAAAAUCUUGCUGAACAAAUUUCAAAGCUCAGGGCUUCCCAGUCACCCAUAGCGAUCUCGGUCAGCCGCUGUCCCAUUUGGUCAUCGCUGGAACCUUUAAAAUUCAAAAGGUAUUGGGACAAUGAGGCAAAUGGAGUGCUCCUGAAUACCGGCCAAACAGCAUUCUUCACGUUAGACUCCACGAACCGGCCGUGUCUCAGCGGAGGUCCACUCAUCGGCGAGUAUAUAUUUGAGCAGAUGCACUUCCACUGGUCUGUCGACGACUUCACUGGAUGCGAGCACGUUUUGGAUGGACAUGGAUACGCGGCAGAAUGUCAUUUAGUGCAUUAUAACAGUAAAUAUGAAUCCAUGGAAGCCGCAGUAGCCCACCCGGACGGUCUGGCUGUGGUCGGUUUCCUACUGGAGGCGGUGGAUGUUCCGAACCCUUGCUUCGAUCAGUUCGUCGAAGGCCUGGACCUUAUCAAGAAGCGGGAUAAUGCAGUGCACUUACCCUCUGAAUCUUUGGCGUGGAUGGACAGAGCUGACGUCACCACUGGGAGCUAUGUCACCUACAAGGGUUCCCUGACUACACCGCCCUACACUGAAUGCGUUACAUGGAUCAUUUAUGAGAAGCCCGUACAAAUUGGAACUGAACAGCUGGGUCUUUUGAGGCAAUUGGAGGGAAAUGACAGUAACCCUAUUGAGAGGAACGUCAGGCCAACUCAACGACACCCACCCGGACACUCUGUUAUAUACGUGAAGCAAGUGAAAUCAAAACUGUGACCUGAUAUUUGUUUAAUUGUAUUGAAUAUACGUAUUUUUAUUA